Molecule: messenger RNA, 2540 nt
Organism: Eufriesea mexicana
Lineage: Eukaryota; Metazoa; Arthropoda; Insecta; Hymenoptera; Apidae
Gene: Gat-a
Product: GABA neurotransmitter transporter-1A
Exons: 9
Coding region: 702-2540 (612 amino acids)
Biological process (GO): amino acid transport; sodium ion transmembrane transport; nitrogen compound transport
Cellular component (GO): plasma membrane; neuron projection
Molecular function (GO): gamma-aminobutyric acid:sodium:chloride symporter activity
Source: RefSeq, a predicted model, not a curated record
UGAACUCCUGAUUCCAGUUCUGAGCGGGCCGGCUGAGCAUUCGCAUCGUCUCUCAGAUAUACGUCGUCUUUUAGACAUCAACAUCCAAGACAGACAAAAAAGUUGAGAGAAAAGAUAGAAAUCAAGGGUGGAAAAAACGAACUGUUGCAACGUCCUCGUUAUUCACGUAGAUUGUACAUAGUAAUCGAUGAUCGUAACAUCGCUAGAACCGCCAGGAUCAAGAGAACUUCUUUUGAGAGAGACGAUCGACUUUUAAUCGUUAAAUACCACUUUGCCGGAUCGUAGUUUUGCCAAAUUAAAGUGUUACGCUCUUUUGUUUCGAGGACUCGUUUCAUUUCGGAAAUGCCGUUUAUUCAACCCGAUCGAGUUGCUGCGUGAAGGAUCAAGAGUGUGCAGUGCAGUGCAUACGGUAUUCGAUCCUUGAGAAAGUUCUAUUAAAUCUGCGUUUCUAUUUCGCGCGGUUACUUCUUUAUUUCUGUUCUCCUUACGAGUUACCGGAAAUUUACGAGAGGGAAGCACGGUGACUACGGGAGCGCAAUUUUUGAACUGCUGACACAGUGUCGUGAGAUCGAUAAUUGGCCACAGUUAGAAACACUGUUAUGUCUUCGCGGUAGUUCCGCCGUGACCAGUACAGGAACACGCGAGAGAGGUCAUCGAAAACGAGGGAACCUUUUCACGGUGAGCGGAAAAAAUUGACGAAAAUGACGAAAGCAUCGAGAGAACCGGAACUCGCGGAUUCUGAAAAUCCUGACAAAACCGCAUUGAAUCUAACAUCGAACUCGAAUAAAACGAAGCCAUUGCCAGAACGUGGUACAUGGAGCACCAAGCUAGAUUUCAUUUUAAGCGUGGUUGGUUUAGCAAUUGGUCUGGGAAAUGUCUGGAGAUUUCCAUAUCUCUGUUACAAGAACGGUGGCGGUGCAUUUUUAAUCCCAUACUUUCUGACGCUAGUUCUUGCCGGGAUUCCAAUGUUUUUUAUGGAACUAGCUCUCGGUCAAAUGCUCACAGUUGGCGGUCUCGGUGUAUUCAAAAUAGCACCCCUUUUUAAAGGUAUUGGAUACGCUGCCGCUGUCAUGUCCUGUUGGAUGAAUGUGUAUUACAUCGUUAUCCUCGCUUGGGCCAUUUUCUACUUCUUUAUGUCUAUGCGCAGUGAAUUGCCAUGGGGAAGCUGUAAUAAUUACUGGAACACAAGGAACUGCGUAAACCCCUACGACAGAGGUUCACUGUUAUGUUGGAAUAAGUAUAUCAUACAACACCAUCGUUAUGUUAAGAUAUGCUCCGUCAAUGACGUCAAUAUGACAAUCACAGAGCUUACUGAUCCGGUAAAAGAAUUUUGGGAACGUCGAGCACUUCAAAUCAGUGAAGGAGUCGAAUACGUGGGCAACAUUCGUUGGGAGUUAGCUGGUACCCUUCUUUUGGUUUGGAUCCUUUGCUAUUUUUGCAUUUGGAAAGGUGUCAAGUGGACCGGAAAGGUGGUGUACUUCACCUCCUUAUUUCCUUAUGUUCUACUGACGAUCCUUCUGAUUCGCGGAAUUACAUUACCUGGAGCUAUGGAAGGCAUACGCUUUUACAUUAGUCCAAAUCUUUCUAAGCUAAAAGAAUCCGAGGUAUGGAUAGACGCUGUUACUCAAAUUUUCUUUUCAUACGGGCUAGGUUUGGGUACAUUAGUAGCGCUCGGUAGUUACAACAAAUUUACGAAUAAUGUUUAUAAAGACGCUCUAAUUGUUUGUUCGGUGAAUUCUUCAACGAGCAUGUUCGCCGGUUUCGUCAUAUUUUCGGUAGUAGGCUUCAUGGCACACGAACAACAAAAACCUGUCGCAGAAGUUGCUGCUUCCGGUCCAGGAUUAGCUUUCUUAGCAUAUCCUUCUGCAGUUCUUCAGCUUCCUGGAGCACCUCUAUGGUCUUGCCUCUUUUUCUUUAUGCUUCUUCUUAUAGGUUUAGAUUCUCAGUUUUGUACCAUGGAAGGGUUUAUCACUGCUAUGGUGGACGAAUGGCCACAAUUGCUUCGUCGGCGUAAAGAACUCUUUAUUGCAAUUGUUUGUGUACUUUCUUACAUUAUCGGAUUAUCUUGCAUUUCGCAAGGUGGCAUGUAUGUCUUUCAAAUCCUGGAUUCGUAUGCAGUAUCUGGGUUCUGUCUUCUUUUCCUAAUUUUUUUCGAGUGUAUCUCAAUAAGCUGGGCCUUUGGUGUUAACCGAUUCUAUGACGCCAUACGAGACAUGAUAGGAUAUUACCCUCUUAUGUGGUGGAAACUGUGUUGGACUAUUACCACUCCCAUGAUUUGUGUUGGCGUCUUUAUCUUCAAUCUCGUACAGUGGACACCUGUAAAAUAUUUAGAUUAUGAAUACCCAUGGUGGUCGCAUGUUCUUGGUUGGAUGACGGCUUUAUCUUCGAUGCUUUGUAUACCUGGUUACAUGAUUUAUGCUUGGAUGACAACACCAGGAGAUAGGUCAACGAAAUAUAAAUUAUUAGUGCGAAUAGAGGACGACGUAUCAAGUCUACGAAUGAAAAUGGGUCAGCCAUCGGUCGAAUUGACACCGCUUUAA